CUUGUUGCCCUCGUAGCCUUGUGUAAGUGAAGUUUGACUAUAUGAAUCUAUCUCCCAUCGCAGCUUCUCACAUUCUGGUGAAAGCCCGCCGUCGUUGACGUCAUGGCCAAAACAACUCCAUGUGAUGACUCGACAUUGCUAUACAUACUCUGGUUCAUUACUUAGAGUAUAUUCAGUGCUUUUCGUUAGCUAUCCUCAAUCGUCCAGAUAUCAGUUCGGAUUUUCAGACUAGCAUUGUUCGCCUGAAGUGAACGUUGACGCCCAUUUGUUGUCCUGCACGUGCCCAACGACCAGCCCCGGACGCUCGUUCUCACCCGCCAGACUUCAUCCUCUUUCCUCCCAAUCCUCUUUCUCUGCCUUACUAUCCUCUCAAUAUAAAUUGCAGCCAUGUGUAUCGCCUUAAUAUCAACAGCUCAUCCGUCUUACUCUCUCAUAAUAAUCAAUAACAGAGAUGAAUACCUACGCCGCCCAACUGCCCCAGCAGAUUACUGGCCACCCCCAAACACGCGCAUCCUCGGCGGCCGCGACCUUGCCCGUAAAACCCAAGGAACCUGGAUGGGAAUAACCCGCACCGGCAAAGUCGCCAUCCUAACAAACUACCGUGAACGCACCUCAGACGCGGCUACGGGCCAGCAAUCGCGGGGCGCAAUUGUCAACAGCUGGCUCACACGUACCCCGGAUCACCCUACAACCGAGUAUGUCGAGGAGAUGGUGGCUAGCCCCACAGCUCGCAAUGUCGGCGGGUUCAGUCUUGUGUGUGGGUACGUGAGUGAGCCGUUGGCGAUUGUAUCGAACCGAUCAAGCGACAUGGAUCAGAUUACGUGGAUUGCAGGUGAAAAGGGACAGACAAAGGGGUUGAGUAAUACGGUUUUCGAUGAUAGGAGCUGGCCCAAGAUUCUGGAAGGGGAGAGGCUCGUCGAUGAGGCGAUUGAGGGGCAUGUUAAACAGGAAAAGGGAGAAGGGGACGAGGAGUUGUUGAUCGAGAGGUUAAUCGAGGUGCUGAAUACGAAUUCGCUACCACAGUUGGGUGGCGAUGCGACAGCGGAGGAUUAUCUUCCGUACUUUAGGAGGAGUAUAUUUAUCCCGCUUAUUGGGAGAAGAGAGAGACCAAAGGCCCCUGCUGCGGCUGGGGAGAUUGCAGCAUCGAGUUCGGGGCAGUCACCCUGUGCUGAUGGACAUGCGCAUGGAGCGGCAUCAGAAUCUGUCAAGGAGCCCGAGGCUGGGCACGAUAUCCUCGACCAGUCAUAUCUACAUGGUCCGUACGGAACACAAAAGCAAACGGUCAUACUUGUUCGGAGAGACGGACGAGUGAGGUAUUUCGAGCGCACUCUCUACGAUCAAGAGGCCAAGGCUGUCCCUAUCGGCCAGGGAGACAGGUCUUUUGAGUUCCAGGUGACGCGAUGAACCCCAUUUAUGCGUCCGCUACUUAUCCGUCAUACCUACAGACCCUUCAGCGUGUUCCGUCUUUAUUAUAAUGAUUUCAUGGAUCAUGAGCGGUAUGAUUAUAGAGACCCGGUACAUAUUAAAUCAAAACUAUUUCGCUUUGAAUCUGGCCCACUGGUCUGCUUGCUGUGUCUGACAGUUACGGGU
This is a messenger RNA of Aspergillus versicolor CBS 583.65, 1590 nucleotides long. Its product is annotated as NRDE family protein. Bases 388 to 1404 code for a protein of 338 amino acids. Gene Ontology annotation, cellular component: Golgi apparatus. NCBI's taxonomy places the organism in Eukaryota, Fungi, Ascomycota, Eurotiomycetes, Eurotiales, Aspergillaceae. The transcript has 2 exons. The record is from RefSeq and is a predicted model, not a curated record. Gene Ontology annotation, biological process: Golgi organization; protein secretion.